GGCCUCUUCCGCCGCGGGACCGGAAGCGCUGCUCGGCACGGGGUUUCCCGGGCUGCCCGCGCCGCCCUCUUCCUUUCUGGCCGGAACUCGCCGAGGCGGCAGCAGCAGCAGCAGCAGCACCAGAGGCAGAGGAGGCCCCGCCGUCGCUCACGAGCCGCCUCCCAAGACCGCACCAUGCCGCCCAAGGACGACAAGAAGAAGAAGGAUGCGGGCAAGUCGGCCAAGAAGGACAAGGACCCCGUCAACAAGUCCGGUGGCAAAGCCAAGAAGAAGAAGUGGUCCAAAGGGAAAGUAAGAGACAAGUUGAACAACCUUGUUUUGUUUGACAAAGCCACUUAUGACAAACUCUGCAAGGAGGUGCCAAACUACAAGCUCAUCACACCAGCUGUGGUCUCUGAAAGGCUGAAGAUUCGAGGUUCUUUGGCUAGAGCGGCACUCCAGGAGCUACUCAGCAAAGGUCUAAUCAAACUCGUGUCCAAGCACAGAGCUCAGGUCAUCUAUACCCGAAACACCAAAGGGGGUGAUGCACCAGCUGCUGGGGAGGAUGCGUGAAAAGGAACUCAAGCGGCUUUUAGACUCUUGUGUAUAUUCAUAAAAAAAUAAAACAGUUGACCUCCUUAAAA
This is a messenger RNA of Elgaria multicarinata webbii, 623 nucleotides long. It is a transcript of the gene RPS25, whose product is annotated as ribosomal protein S25. Bases 175 to 552 code for a protein of 125 amino acids. Gene Ontology annotation, cellular component: cytosolic small ribosomal subunit. The transcript is spliced from 5 exons. Gene Ontology annotation, molecular function: structural constituent of ribosome. Lineage: Eukaryota; Metazoa; Chordata; Lepidosauria; Squamata; Anguidae. The record is from RefSeq and is a predicted model, not a curated record.